This is a messenger RNA of Epinephelus fuscoguttatus (brown-marbled grouper), 690 nucleotides long. It is a transcript of the gene psmg4, whose product is annotated as proteasome (prosome, macropain) assembly chaperone 4. The record is from RefSeq and is a predicted model, not a curated record. Bases 106 to 480 code for a protein of 124 amino acids. Lineage: Eukaryota; Metazoa; Chordata; Actinopteri; Perciformes; Serranidae. Gene Ontology annotation, biological process: proteasome assembly. The transcript has 3 exons.
CUGCCAGUUUACUCAUAACCAGGAAGUGGCAACUGUUUCUGUUUGUAGCUAGCACGAGUUCAAAUGUUUGCCAGUUGGAGCUAGCUGGAGUUAAAUCAAAGAAAUAUGAACGAAACACAAAAUGGUGCGGUCUCCGACGCCAUCACGGUGCACAAUUUCUCGGAGAGGAUUUUGGAGCAGGUCAUACACUUUCACGUGAUGAAGCUGAGCGGCGGGUUCUUCCUGUGGGUCGGUUCGAGUCCGGUCCUGUCCAACAUGGCGGUGUCAAUGAGCAGCAAAUAUGAUUCAAUGCCUUUAUCUACAUUAAUCAUGGGGGACCCAUCCAAUACUGCUCCUAAUUCCUUGGCACAGAGAUUAGCAAAGAAGACCCAAAAGCAAGUAUAUGUGAGUUACAGUCUUCCAAUGACAGACUCCAACAUCAGUCUUUUGGUGGAGAACAGGAUCAAAAAAGAGCUGGAGCUUCACCCUGAACACUUCUGAACAUAUUCAUUUUUUAAAACUGUGUUUUGUGUAGAACUGAGGACACACAGGACACACAGGAAGAAGGUCAACAUAAAGUAGCAGGGCACUCUUCUUUGGAAUUAAGUACUCCUUCCAGAUACUGCAAUUGCACUCCAGCACAAUAACCACAAACAGUCACAUCAAGUGUUCUUUUAUUGACAUAAUAAAUUAAGUGGUUUAUUAUCAAAA